GUGUGUUUCAGAUCACUGAUCGUCUAUGUGUGGUCCAGGAGCGCAUUUCGAGGACGGUGAUUGGUGCGGGUGAGCAGAGAAACGGGUUAUAUUUUUUUCGCGGUGUUGCGGUUGCGUCGGCAGUACAAAGGAUGGCUUUACAACCUUUGGAGUUAUGGCACAAGCGUUUAGGACAUCCUUCUUCUAAAGUUUUGAAUUUGUUGGAGUUUUCUAGUAGUUGUAGUUCUUUCGAUUCACACUCUUGUGAGAUUUGUAUUCGCGCAAAACAUUCAAGAGAUUCUUUUCCAUUAAGCAAUACUACUUCUCACAAGGCUUUUGAUCUAAUUCACUGUGAUCUUUGGGGACCAUAUCGAACUACGGCACUAUGUGGAUCCCGAUUUUUCUUAACCAUUGUUGACGACUACUCACGUGCGGUUUGGAUUUAUCUUCUCACGUCUAAACAAGAAGCUCCAACGCAUCUUAAAAAUUUUUUGGCUCUCGUUGAACGUCAAUUCUCAACACAAGUUCGCACGGUACGUAGUGACAAUGGGUCCGAAUUCAUUUGUCUCCGAGAUUUCUUUGCAGAAAAGGGAAUUAUUCAUGAGACCUCUUGUGUUGGCACGCCACAACAAAACGGUCGUGUCGAACGCAAACACCAACACAUAUUGAAUGUUGCCCGUGCACUUCGUUUUCAAGCAAAUUUACCCAUUGAAUUUUGGGGAUAUUGUGCUCUCACUGCGGGGUACCUUAUUAAUAGAACUCCGACGAAGCUUUUACAUGGGAAAACACCGUUUGAGUUGGUAUAUGGACGGCCUCCUCCGCUUGAUCACCUACGGGUUCUCGGGUGUCUCUGUUUUGUCCAUAACCAGAAACAUGGAGGAGAUAAAUUCGCCUCAAGAAGUACAAGGUCUGUGUUUUUGGGAUAUCCUUUUGCGAAAAAAGGUUGGAGAGUAUAUAAUUUGGAUACUGGAGUUGUGUCAGUUUCACGUGAUGUCAUAUUUAAGGAAGAUGAAUUUCCUUUUGAUAUACUGGAAAAUAAUGAGAUUAAAGAUUCACAGUUAUCACCAGUUGUUCAAGCUCAUGACGAUGAUCCCCUAGCUGCAGAUAUCAUUUCGUCUCCUCCGGAUUCAACGUUACCACCACACGUUGUCACUACCGGCGAGCUUUGUGAGACUGAUGAACCCGUGACUCCAACAUCAAACGUUGCACCAUCAGCUCUCACGUCGGAUCCGUCGACUCCAAAUUCUGCAACUCCGAUAUCUCCUGUCCCGUCACUUACACCUCUGUCCCCUGUUUUGAGUUCACCGGAAAAAUCAAUGGAAUCACCAACUGCAUCGAUUUCAUCUUCUUCUCCGGCUGCAACUGAUUCUCCCGCUGUCACUGAUUCUCCGGAUGCAAAUGACUCUCCGGCAUCACAUGAUUCUCCGGCUCCGCCAAUUCCCAGCCCUGAAAAGUUAGGACCAGGCCUCCGUAAAAAGAAUCCACCGGUGAAGUUAGCAGAUUACGUCACCAUGUUGCUCCACCAACCGCAUCCUUCGGUAACUCCAUAUCCCAUUGAUAAUUUCUUGUCAAGUUCACGAUUUACAGAACCAUACCAAGCAUUUCUUUUGGCUAUCACUUCUGGAGUUGAGCCGCAGUUCUAUAAAGAUGCAAUACUUGAUGAAAAAUGGAGAGAUGCGGUACAAGAUGAGAUAGUUGCUCUUGAAGAUAAUGGCACAUGGACUGUUGAAACACUUCCAAAGGGAAAGAAAGCAUUGGGUUGUAAAUGGGUUUUCAAAUUAAAGUAUCAUGCAGAUGGUACGUUGGAACGUCAUAAAGCUCGGCUUGUCGUCCUUGGCAAUAACCAAACAGAGGGUAUUGAUUUUAACGAGACGUACGCUCCGGUCGCAAAAAUGGUCACUGUCCGAGCAUUCUUACAACAAGCCGCAUCCAAUGAUUGGGAAGUUCAUCAAAUGGAUGUCCACAAUGCUUUCUUACACGGUGAUCUUGAUGAGGAGGUAUAUAUGCAAUUUCCUCCGGGUUUUCGCACCGAGGAUAAAUCACAGGUUUGUCGUCUUAGAAAAUCAUUAUACGGUUUAAAGCAGGCCCCCCGUUGUUGGUUUGCAAAAUUGGGAGCAGCCUUGAAGGAAUAUGGUUUUAUUCAAAACGUGUCCGACUACUCCUUAUUCACGUUUGAAGAUUCUGUCUCCACGCUCAACGUCCUUGUUUACGUCGACGACAUUAUUAUCUCCGGCAGUUCACUUGACAUCAUUGAAAAGUUUAAAUGCUAUGUAAGUGAUUGUUUUCACAUGAAGAAUCUUGGUCUCCUUCGCUAUUUCCUUGGUAUUGAGGUCGCUCGCAAUUCAACGGGUUUCUACUUAUGUCAGCGAAAGUAUACACUUGACAUACUCACCACAACCGGUGUGUUAGGUGCUAAGCCGGUUGCUUUUCCCAUGGUGCAAAACCACAAACUUGCAUUGGCCAAGGGAAAGCCACUCAUUGACCCUACUCGUUACCGUCGUCUCAUCGGGAAGUUGAUUUACCUUGGCGUUACGCGGCCUGAACUAUCCUAUGCGAUUCACAUUUUAUCGCAGUUUAUGAGCCAGCCCAAAGAAGAGCAUUGGACAGCUGCCUUGCGAGUCCUUUGUUACUUGAAAAAUACUCCGGGACAAGGAAUCUUUCUACAAGCCAAAACACCACUUGUUCUCACUGCUUGGUGUGAUUCGGAUUGGAGCUCAUGUCCUACUACACGUCGUUCUCUCACGGGUUGGUUCAUUCAGUUAGGAGGAUCCCCGAUUUCAUGGAAGACGAAAAAGCAUGAUGUUGUUUCACGUUCUUCAGCCGAGGCUGAAUAUAGAGCUAUGGCCGAUACAGUUUGUGAAAUAUUGUGGCUUCGUCAAUUGUUACCAGCUUUGGGCAUUGAUUGCUCUGCUCCUACGGUUCUUCAUUCCGAUAGUCUAUCUGCGAUCAGCUUGGCCAAGAAUCCGGUCUAUCAUGCACGCACCAAACAUAUCGAGAAUGAUAAACACUUCAUUCGUGACGAGAUCAUCCGUGGCGCCAUUGUUCCUAAACAUGUCUCCACGACUUCGCAGCUCGCAGAUGUUAUGACUAAAGCUUUGGGAAAGACAGCUUUUGAAGCAUUUCUUCUCAAGAUGGUUGCCGAGGCGUAUAUUCAUGCGAGAGUUCAUAAGAUGUUAGUGGACAUUCUUUUCUGGGCACUGGACAAUCCUGCACACUCCAAUUUGAUUAUACUCUCAAAAAACCUCAAAGACAAGGAGACGGUCAGUAAUCUUCAGGGUUUGCAUUCGAGAGGUACCAAUGUUCUCUUAGCCGAGCCUGUAUCUGAAGAUCUACCUUUUACUGAAAGCUCAGCUUGGCUUUGGGAAAGCCUAUCAUCAGAUGGAGGCGGAAGCUCACAAGAUACUGUUGCUGUUUACAAGCUAGAAAGCAAAUCUGAAGAGGAGGCUAGUGUUUAGGGACUGUUUAAGGUUAUAAUGGUGCACUCUGUGAUUGAUUAUCUUAGGUUUGAUCAUUUACGGGACUAAGAGUAAACGCAUGUAUGUGUCGUUUUGUUAUUCUGAUGCUGUUUUAUAACUAUAUAUGUGAAGUGAUAUAUGUAGUCAGUGUAGUUGAUUGCUCGAUAUGGCAGUAUUUAUUGCAAGGAUCCUGAGAUUCACUAAAGAAUUAUAGUAUAUAAUUACUUUGGCCCUGUUUUAUUAAAGAGUUGCAUUUUCC
Molecule: messenger RNA, 3693 nt
Organism: Arabidopsis arenosa
Lineage: Eukaryota; Viridiplantae; Streptophyta; Magnoliopsida; Brassicales; Brassicaceae
Source: the annotation of a GenBank genome assembly